This is a messenger RNA of Suillus subaureus, 888 nucleotides long. RefSeq lists its product as uncharacterized. Lineage: Eukaryota; Fungi; Basidiomycota; Agaricomycetes; Boletales; Suillaceae. The coding region runs from base 1 to 888 and encodes 295 amino acids. The transcript has 6 exons. The record is from RefSeq and is a predicted model, not a curated record.
AUGGUGAACACAAGCCUCAAAUACGUAGACCUCAUACGCCAGCGCACUUCAAAGUGGGCGAAUUGGUUUCCCGAAAAACAGGACAUCAGAGUCGGGUCGUAUGGUCGUUUUAACGCCCAGACAGGCAGGUUUGAUGUUGAAGGAAACGUGUACGAUCCCGAGUUUCAGAAGCUGCUGGACGCUACCGAUGGGAAGAUGAAGCUCUCCGAUCAUCCGCCGGUGCUUGACGAGGAGGAGAAAGACUUUGCUGUUGGAUCUAUGGGCGUCAGGCCUAAGGAUUUCAGUCUUGGAUCAGACGUCGUUGAGGGCAUCGACAAAGCAGCGUAUAAACAAGACUGGCAGUUUCUGCAGGACAAACGAGGCGCGAUGCUCGUGAUGUACAAGCCCCGUCAAGAGCAUUUCCCUAAAGGAAAAGUAUUUGAAGCGCUCUACAAGGUUCCAGAGCUCAAGGAAAAGUACAUCGUGCCAUCGGUGUACAAGUGUCGUGCUUAUGCUAUUUACUUGUCUAACAAAACUGGCGAGAAGAUUUCAAUGGCGCUUCUCCCGAAAUCUGGCGAAGAGAACAAGACGCAGCUCGAGUGGUGGACUGAUUCAAAGGUUGAAAACCUUCAAAUCAAAACGGAUAAUGACUACGUGUUCUCGCCGCUUUUCACUUGCAAGCGCAAGAUCCCCUUGAUCCGUCCCCUGAUGCGCGACUCGCCUACUCCAGACCCUGUGGACGAAGGCUUUUGGAUGGAGUGUUACCCACCUUGGGAGCCACUCGAUGACGAUGGUGAGAUCGAUCCAGUGUAUGAUGAUGAUCAAGAGGAUGACCCCAACGUCUACAUCCCGCGAAGAGACUCUGUAUAUGUGCCAUACCCCAUUUCAGACGACAGUGACGAUGAGUGA